Molecule: messenger RNA, 372 nt
Organism: Paramecium sonneborni
Lineage: Eukaryota; Ciliophora; Oligohymenophorea; Peniculida; Parameciidae
Source: the annotation of a GenBank genome assembly
AUGAGAUUUUCUUUAUUAUAUUGUAUAAUCAUACAUAUUCAAAAGGAUGUUCUUUCAAUACUUAUAUUCUCAUCUUUACAAAUUGAUCAUUGUAGAAAAUUUUUCUUAUAAGUAACUCAAUAGAAUAAGAUAUCAAUCCAUAUUAUUGUGCAUAACGAAAUCUAAGAUGAUAACGAUAAUUUAUUAGGAUUGAAAUAGAAUAAUUUGCAUUAGAAGGAUGUAGAUAAUAGAAAUUUGAAAAAACAAUUGGGAUCAUGAACAAUUUUUUUGAAUACGCUGAUUUACAUAAAUUUAAAGAGAAUUGUCUAUUGAAUAACACUCUAAGAAUUAAAGAUCUAAGUAUAAAUUUAUUAUGCAUAGUUUCAAUAUACU